This is a messenger RNA of Xenopus tropicalis (tropical clawed frog), 2668 nucleotides long. RefSeq lists its product as uncharacterized. The transcript has 2 exons. NCBI's taxonomy places the organism in Eukaryota, Metazoa, Chordata, Amphibia, Anura, Pipidae. The coding region runs from base 208 to 2505 and encodes 765 amino acids. Gene Ontology annotation, molecular function: DNA binding. The record is from RefSeq and is a predicted model, not a curated record.
GUGGCUUUUUACCAGGAAGUACAGUUAGCGCUGCUCAGUGUUUCUAUUAGCCUUCUGGCGCUAACUCCACUGCCCAGUGUGCAAAGCAGUUCCCUGCUGAAUGGAAACAAGAUGAAUACUAUUAAUUAUACUCUUUUGGCCGUUGUGCCUAGCUAAGUGCUACAUUGUGCGCUGAGAUCCUGUGUAAGGCAGUUCUAAUUCACCAUAAUGCCUAAGUGUAUUGUUAAUGGAUGUCCACACAGGAGUGGCCAAAAACUGCUUUACCCGGAUGUUGUUCUACAUCCCUUUCCAAAAAAUAUUGAAAGGAUUCGAAACUGGCUCUUGCAAACAGGCCAGCACUCGGAAGACCUCGAACUACUUACCCAAAGAAUAUUUCAAGGAUGGAAAACUGCAAACUUCAGAAUGUGUUCGAAACACUUUACUGAGGGUUCCUACAUGCAAAGCGGAUCACGAAGAAUUUUAAAACCAAAUGCAGUACCAACAAUUUUUGAUACUGUCCGUGUUCCGAUUACAACUUUAUUCACAGUCGCCCCCUCUCUGCCAAUAGUCGCUUCUGCUAAACGAAGACGAGUUGACGAUGAACAGCCAUCGACUGCUUCGACCAUCGUAAGAGUCAUUUCGCGUCUUGUUACUGUUGGAACACAGACCGAUGCUAAAGUGAAUAUGGUCAAUACUUCGACCAUGACGUGCACUAGAUGUAGAAAUUGCUCUACACAAACAAAAAAAAUUCUUACUAAGGAAACGAGUUCUCAAAGUGGAGAAGAAUUCAUCCAGGCAGAUGUUCAUCACAUUCUCCAAGAUCACCUAUAUCCUGUGUGUUUUUCAACUCGAUCCAAACCAACCAGCAAAAUAAGUGAUCUGCAAUCGACAAUGCAUUCAACAUCAGCACCAAUGGAGUCCUUCAUUUCACCUAUUGGAGGGGAACCUUCUACCAGCAUAUUAGAACCAUUUGUUCAGUCUUCUUUUGGUUCUAUAGCCGAUGGAGAUUCUACAUUUGAUAUUCAAGAACUAUCAUCAGGUGGAUAUAGUACUGACAGUGAUUCAUUUGAAACCGAGGAGGAACGGACAGUUGUACCUGAAGUCAUAAAAUCCAAAAAGAAAUUUAUUAUUUAUGAAGAUAAACUGGAUGAUCUCUUGCAUGUAGUGCGCUGCCAACACAAUAUUGACCCACCGUGCCAGUCUCCAAUAGUUGAGGUAGAAAAAAAAUUGGAUGGCAGUAUGUUGAGUGUUCGGCUAACGUGUUUAGAUGGUCAUUCAAUGCUAUGGAACUCACAGCCCACCUUUGGUGAAACGUCAAUAGGAAAUCUGGAAAUUACUGGCUCUAUUAUCCUUACUGGAGCAACUUAUCAAAAAACGUAUGAUAUUUUCAAGUUGUUGAGUAUCCCAUUUAUAUCACAUACAAUGUUUUAUAACUAUCAGAGAAACUAUGUCUUCCCUGCAAUUGAUCAUCAAUGGAAAAAGGAAAAGGACGUCAUGGCAAGGAAAAGGACGCCAAUGGCAUUGGCAGGUGAUGGCCAAUUUGAUAGCCCUGGUCAUUCGGCUAAAUUUUGUACAUAUACCAUGAUGGACGUAACAUCGAAGAAAAUCAUCGACUUCAAGAUUGAACAGCUUGGGUCUGGAAAAACUGCCGGACAAACGGAGUGUGAGGCUUUUGACAAAUGUCUACACAAUCUAGUCGAAAAAGUAAAAGUUAAAGUUGUUGCGACGGAUCGACGCGGCUCCAUACGGAAAUUAAUGGCAACGAAAUAUAAAAAAAUUGAUCACCAGUUCGACGUGUGGCGCUUGUGCAAGAGUUUACACAGGAAGCUUCUUGCUGCUAGCAAAAAAAGAAAAUGUAAAGAUAUAUCCCGCUGGAUCAGCGCCAUAACCAAUCAUCUCUGGUGGAGCGCACAAACCUGCGAUCAAAACGUAGAUCUUCUACUUGAUAAAUGGAAGUCGGUUUUGUACCAUGUGGCAAACGAACAUUCCUUCGGGGCAUUAAAACACUAUCAAAAAUGUCAGCACCGGCGCUUAACACCCGAGGAACAGAAACAAACUUGUUGGAUUGGUGCCAAUCACCCGGCACAUUCUGUCCUUGCUGAAAUCAUUAACGAUACUAAAUUUCUGAACGAUUUAUCACACAUCGGAAAAUUCUGUCACACUGGUGAUUUGGAGAACUUUCACAGUAAGGUCUCAAGGUACAAACCAAAAAGAUUGUCAUUUCCAAUGGACUCUGUGAUAGCUCGUACCACCCUAGCGGCAUUAUCACACAACCGCAACGUCAAAAGAAAACAGGGUUCUGUCCAGUGUCCGGCAAAGUCUACAUUAUCGUUUGGACAGAACCGUGACCAAAUAGUUUUCCCAAAACUGAAAAAGGACUGGGCUGCGAAACCAGUUUUUGAAGGAGGAGUUGAUGAUCAUUUGUUUGAAAUACUCCAAGACUGCUUAAAGAUUUUGACUGGGGAGUUACAACAUGAUUGGUCUUCAACUGCCCGUGAAAUGCCCAACAAUUAUAGCUACUGUUGAACGACCAGAAAAGAGCCUGGUUAUAGGCACGACUUGCUAAAACCUAAUGGAAAAUAUGUACUGAACCAACAUUCAAUUAUUACAUCUUUAUAACUAAUGCCGAUGUUUAAUUUUCUUCAGGGCCAAUACAAUUUUUAUUGGGUUAAUGAAAAUUUUGUAUGUU